Closterium sp. Naga37s-1 is the source of this 489-nucleotide messenger RNA. The record is from the annotation of a GenBank genome assembly. Lineage: Eukaryota; Viridiplantae; Streptophyta; Zygnematophyceae; Desmidiales; Closteriaceae.
AUGCGGACGGCCCUGGAGCUGCAUCUGGCCACGCCAGGAGCAGCAGUAGAAGCAGUAGCAGCAGCAGUAACAGCAGUAGCAGCACGGGCAGGGCAGUGCUCACCAGUGGUGGGAAGGGCAGGCGGGCGGCUCCUGCAGUGGCAGCUGCUCCAGGGGCGGCUGCUCCAGUGGCCAGGGGCGGCUGCUGCAGGGGCGACUGCUCCAGGGGCGAGGGGCGGCUCCUGCAGUGGUGGCUGCUCCAGUGGCCAGGGGCGGCUGCUGCAGGGGCGGCUGCUCCCGUGGCCAGGGGCGGCUGCUGCAGGGGCGGCUGCUCCAGGGGCCAGGGGCGGCUGCUCCAGAGGCCAGGCGCGGGUUAGGUCAGGGCGACUCAGCGGGCAGGGGCGACGCGCGGGCAGGGGCGACGCGGCGGGCAGGGCGACGCGGCGGACAGGGGCGACGCCGUGGGCAGGGCGACGCGGCGGACAGGUGGCGACGCCGCGGGCAGGGUGA